AUGAACGAGUUUCACCAUGUUCGCCGCCUGCCGCCUUAUGUAUUUGAGCAGGUCAAUCAGCUCAAGGCGAAGGCGCGCGCGAACGGUGCCGAUAUCGUCGACCUUGGGAUGGGUAAUCCGGAUUUGCCGACGCCCGAGCACAUCAACGAAAAGCUGAUCGAAACCGUUGGCAAGCCGCGCACCAAUCGCUACUCCGCCUCGCGCGGGAUCACCGGCCUGCGCCGAGCACAAGCCGGCUACUAUGAGCGCCGCUUUGGUGUGAAGCUGAACCCGGAUACCGAAGUUGUCGCAACGCUUGGGUCCAAAGAGGGCUUUGCCAACAUGGCGCAGGCCAUCACCGCGCCUGGCGAUGUGAUCCUGGUGCCCAACCCCAGCUAUCCCAUUCAUGCGUUCGGAUUUUUGAUGGCAGGCGCAGCGGUGCGCUCUGUGCCGUGCGAACCUGGCCCUGAAUUCUUUCAUGCGCUCGAACGCGCUGUUCAGCACUCGAUUCCAAAGCCUCUGGCGUUGGUGCUUUGCUAUCCAUCGAACCCAACGGCGCAUGUAGCCGAUCUCGAUUUCUAUAAGGAUGUGGUGUCGUUCGCCCGCAAGAACGAUCUGAUCGUCCUCUCUGAUCUGGCCUACUCAGAAGNGCCAUCGAUCCUUCAGGUCAAGGGCGCCAAAGACGUGGCUGUGGAGUUCACGUCCAUGUCAAAGACCUACUCGAUGGCCGGGUGGCGCAUGGGCUUUGCCGUGGGCAAUGAGCGCCUGAUCGCGGCCUUGGCGAGGGUGAAAUCCUAUCUUGAUUACGGCGCUUUCACGCCGAUCCAAGUGGCAGCCACCGCCGCGCUCAACGGACCGCAGGACUGUGUCGACGAUAUGCGCGCCACCUAUCAGGGGCGUCGUGACGUGCUGGUGGACAGUUUUGCGCGGGCAGGGUGGGACAUCCCAUCACCGGCGGCAUCGAUGUUUGCGUGGGCACCAAUUCCGGACAAGUUCAAGCAUCUUGGCAGCCUGGAAUUCUCAAAACUUCUCAUUGAGAAGGCCGAUUUUGCGGUCGCACCAGGUGUCGGUUUCGGCGAGCAUGGCGAUGACUAUGUGCGCAUCGCGCUUGUGGAGAACAAAGACCGCAUUCGCCAAGCUGCACGNCCUCUUAUUGGCGGGCAACCCGCCAGCUUGGACGUACCGCGCAUGACUCUACCAUCCAGCGACAGCCCACUGCGUGUGGGCGUUGCAGGGCUCGGCACCGUUGGUGCCGCGCUCGCUCACCUGCUUUUGACCCGUACUCAGGAACUCAGCGCAGAAGGCGCUCGUCCGCUGCGGCUCACCGCUGUAUCAGCGCGCGAUGCUUCCAAAGAUCGUGGUUUUGACGCUUCUGGCCUAACGUUUCAUGCCGAUGUCGCUGAUCUGGCGCGCGAUCCCAAUGUUGAUUUGGUGGUCGAACUGAUUGGCGGAGAGGAUGGCGCUGCCAAAUCCGUGGUGGAAGCCGCACUGGAAAGCGGUAAGCCUGUCAUCACCGCCAACAAAGCGCUGCUUGCCGCGCACGGCCUCCACUUGGCGGCGCUGGCCGAAAAAUCCUCUGUUCCGUUGCUUUUUGAAGCUGCUGUUGCUGGCGGCAUCCCUGCCAUCCGUGCGCUGCGCGAUGCGGUGCCGGGCCAAAAAGUAACCCGCGUGUCUGG
Molecule: messenger RNA, 1655 nt
Organism: Ectocarpus sp. CCAP 1310/34
Lineage: Eukaryota; Phaeophyceae; Ectocarpales; Ectocarpaceae
Source: the annotation of a GenBank genome assembly